Eufriesea mexicana is the source of this 2956-nucleotide messenger RNA. RefSeq names its product apoptotic chromatin condensation inducer acinus (gene Acn). The record is from RefSeq and is a predicted model, not a curated record. Bases 232 to 2769 code for a protein of 845 amino acids. Gene Ontology annotation, molecular function: RNA binding. NCBI's taxonomy places the organism in Eukaryota, Metazoa, Arthropoda, Insecta, Hymenoptera, Apidae. Gene Ontology annotation, cellular component: precatalytic spliceosome; ASAP complex. Gene Ontology annotation, biological process: RNA splicing. The transcript has 9 exons.
AGUUUUUAAACGAAUAUUCCCUGAUGUGCCUGUGUUCCGGUUUCACGGGUCUAUCUGAUACGAUGUAAAACGUUCGUGUUCAAUGGAGUACAGUGGUAUGACCGAUUGUUAGAAGCGUCAUUGAAAACGUCGUUUCAAUUGUAGUACGAUAUUUAUGUGUCAAUAAAAUUCACGGAAAGCGCAACAUACUUGACAAAUUUCUAGCUAACGAACGAAAUAAAUUUAUUAAAUAUGAGACGCAAAAGUGAAAGAAAUAAAGCAAAAGUUGGGACUCCCGAGAAGGAAGUCGAACGUGCAACACGAAAAUCAACACGAAGAUGUGUAAAACAAACACCAUCAACAUCUCCAGAACAAGAAAAUAUCGAGGAAUUAUCAAAAAGCUUGAGCAAUAAAGAAACAGAAAAGAAAUCUGCAUAUCUUCAAAAAAAGGAAGUGGAACAGAAAGAAGAAUGUAACGAAAAAGUUUUGUCUGUUGAAACAGAUGUUAAGACUAAAUUACAAGAAGAUGAAGAAGACAACAAUACUGGAUCAGUUUGGAAAGUGUCAAGAGCUAAUGCAUCGCCGGGCGAGAUACAGAUAUUAAAGUUGUCUAGACAGCAUAGCAUAUUAGAAGGACCAUCUGAUACUUCUUUAAAUAGGAAAAAAUCGAACAAGUGGCAGGAAAGUGGUGAGGGAGUUGCAGAGGAGGUUGACUCGGCAGAUAAGCAACUGGUUUCUUGUACAAGAAUGCUCAGUAGCAUUGAACAGCCGAACGAUCCCUCCUCUUCAUACCCAGGUCAGGACUCCAACGAAGAGGUAAGUGAUAGCAAGGAGAUCCUGCCUGAAACCACUUCAGCCAACUUGUCUGACGCUAAACCAAACAUAGAUCAACAAGGUGAAUCAAAUGAGGCAAAUUUCUCCAACGAAAUCGCUGAUAGUGAACCCAUUAAGUCGGGUAGUACAACCAUGUUGGGUCCUAGUUCAAAUGGUAAUCGCUCAUCCGAGGAGACAAACCUUAUACCAAAGGAAGAAAAAUGUAUGGAAGAUGCUAACGAAAAAUCAACGAAAGAAUUUAGUAAAGAAAUUAAUGUCGAAAAUACUCAAAGAGAUACAAGUAGUGACGAUGAUGAUGAAAAGGAAAAAAUUCAUAAAGUAAACUCAUCAUCUGAAUCGAAUGAUGAAAUUCGUACUAAAAGUAAUAGAACUGGUGGCAGAAUACAAUGUGCUAGUCGCAGAAAGCAUCGAACUAAGUAUCGAGAUUCAUCCAAUUCUGAUACACCAGAUUCUGAGGAUGAACCUCCCAUUAAAAGAGAUAUCGAAAUUGAUGCUUAUAUGCAAGAGGAAAAAAUAAGUACACAGGAUUCUCAUGAACAAAAAGAUCAUUCUGAAUCACCAAAAGCAAGAAAUAAUUUUUUAAUAAGCAAUGUGGAAAUAGAAAUAGAACGUUGUGAAGAAAAUAAACAAAAGUUGGAUAGUCUAACAGAUAAGUCAGAAUAUUCUGCAUCAACAACAAUGCAGUUGAUGAGUUAUAAACCUGUGAAAGUAAAUUUAAAGAGAUCUUUUUCUUCAAGAAUGUUAACAGAGAAGAAUGAUAUCAAAAAAGAAGAUAAUGAUGCAAACACAAAUAACGAAACAAAUGUUCCAAAUAAGGAAAACCAUGAUAGUACUGAACAGAAUUCAAAGUGUGUUCCUAGAAAACGUCGAUGGGGUACUGCAUUAUCUACUGAUACCGCACCUUCAUUUUCAAUUUCUACGGAUUCACUUAAAGCAUUAGUACCAGGGGCACGACCGUUGUCAAUAAAUGAAGUUCGUCUCUCAAAGGACGACGAUGAAGACAGAGACCGUUAUCGGGUUAGCGAAAAAUGGCAUAAUUGUAGUAACGAGGGAGUAAAUGAUAAUAAGUCCAGUGAUGAAAAUAUACAAAAAAAUGGUGCAGCAAAGAAAGGGGAUACAAAGAUAGAUAAUCAUAUAGCAGCAAGGCGUAAAAUAUCGAUUGUUAAAGGAGCACCACACGUAAAAUCUCCAAGUCCACCUGCUACAAAGCCUACAAACAUCCUUUUGAUCAAAAACUUGGUUCGUCCUUUCACUUUAAAUCAAAUUAAAGAGCUUUUAUCGCGUACUGGCAUAAUUAUUGAAAAUGGAUUUUGGAUGGAUAGAAUUAAGUCCAAAUGUUUCGUUGAGUAUGCCAAUGAGGAUCAGGCAUUUGAAACGAGGCAAGCAUUACAUGGUAUAUCUUGGCCAGUUUCAAACCCAAAAAAGCUUCAUGUUGAAUAUGCAACUAAAGAUGAUAUGGAAUUGGCGCGAGAAUUAUCAAAAGAUCAGUCCAUUCCAAGAAAAACGGAACCUCUUGUUCCUUCUGAUUCAUGGCAACAGGAUUGGAAUCGUGAAGAAAGAACAAAUACAAAGGUGAUGGUAGUUCGGGAAUGGGACCUAGGUAAAGAAGAUGGUCAGCAACACAUAAAGGAGAAAGAACGUGAAAAGAAAGAGCAUGACAAAAAAAGACGACAGAGGAGUCGAAGUCCAGCAGUAGAAGCCCACCUUCCAGCUCCAGCUCGUAAAUUUAAAAAAAAAGAGGAUGAACCGCCACUAGCUAAACUUUUAGAUGAUCUCUUUAGGAAGACAAAAGCAACACCAUGCAUAUAUUGGUUACCACUCACAAAUGAACAGAUAGUUGUAAAAGAAGAAAUGAGAAGGCAACAUAUGGCAGAACAUGCGCGCAGAUUAGAAGAGAUGAGACGUGCAGAGAGAAACAACAGGGACGGUCGUCGCCGCCGCAGCCCGAGAAAAUAGUUCUUUGAUUUACCUCCUUCGAUAAACGUACCUUUUCCUUUCCGAUGCAAAAAUUUCCAUUUUUGACCAGUUAUAUUUUUAAGAACGAUGCUAUGGAUCAUGAAAAGACAAAUGGAUCUUUUCUUUUUACAUUAGACAGACUACCCAAACAUGUUCUUUAAACUUUGAUUUCUUAAUUGUUCAUCAA